This is a messenger RNA of Macrosiphum euphorbiae (potato aphid), 2010 nucleotides long. The record is from the annotation of a GenBank genome assembly. NCBI's taxonomy places the organism in Eukaryota, Metazoa, Arthropoda, Insecta, Hemiptera, Aphididae.
AUGUACUCAUCGUCUCAACGUUAUGAAACCCAACCAUUGUUAAAUCAAAAGAGAUUGAAAGUAAAGUGGAACCAAAAACUGCCUUUUAAUGGGAUUUUAUAUGGAUUAUUAUUACUUGGCGCUAUUUAUCUUUUAUACGUUUUCAUUAAUUAUGAAAUACAACCAGAAACCAGUUACACCACUAAGACAAGAAAUUCUCAACGUAUUAUAAGUAUUGCAACCACAAAUGAUGAUUACUUAAAGCAAUGUGCUCCUCGAGUGAAAUGUAAUCCAACCGCUAAAUACAGAAGCAUAAAUGGAUCGUGUAAUAAUUUGGAAAUACCUACGUGGGGUGCAAAAGAUACACCAUUUCUUCGUUUGCUUAACGCUAAUUUCAGUGAUGGUUUUUAUAAAUUUCGACUACAAACAAAUGGAAGUGCAUUACCUAGUCCAAGAGUGAUCAACAUUAAACUUUUUCUGAAUCAAGAAAUAUAUCGAGUUGAUGAAAAUAAUGUACUUUUAUUGCCAUUUGGACAGUUGAUAGCUCAUGACGUAUCAGGUCUAUUUCUAGACAUUCCAAAAAGCGACAACGGUGGAGUGAUAGAUGGUUGCGUCGAUGAAAAUGCAAGAAAAACAUUUACACAGUGUCAAAUGGUGGUCGAAAACCCACCUGACGACCCUGUUUAUAGUAAGCAUAACAUAUUUUGCAUGGGGUUAUUCCGUUCGUUAACGUCGAGGAAUUACAGCUGUCCGUUAUACCCCACAACGUUUAUUAACAAUAAUACUCAUUUCAUCGACGCAUCUGAAGUGUAUGGGUCGGAUGAAAAUUAUGCACUGCAUCUCAGAAUGAUGGAAGGUGGAAGACUUAACUUCUCAACCAGCGACAAUGGUCAAAUGUUCUGUCCAUUCUUGGCCAAUAAAAAUCUGGACCUCACUGUACAUAAAAAAACCGACACCGAAUACGACACAGGUGAUCCGGAUAAUGGAAAUCAAAAUUUAGGAAUAACUGCGAUGCAGACGUUGUACUUAAGGUAUCAUAAUUAUAUCGCUUUUAAACUAUCAACUAUAAAUCCUUAUUGGUCAGAUGAAAUACUUUAUCAAGAAUCUCGCAGAAUAGUCAUUGCAACUAUUCAACGUAUCACCUAUAAAGAUUUCUUACCUAUAAUAAUUGGAGAAGAUUUUCAAGAAAUAUAUGGAUUAAAUGAAGUGAAUAUUUAUGACCCUACCAUUAAUCCAUCUUCGUCUCAAGAAUUUUCAAGCGCUGCUCUCCGAAUUCUCCAUUCGAUUAUACCUGUUCAAUUCAAUUUUAUAAAUGAGGAUUAUAAAACAGAAUAUUCAAUUAACAUUACGGAUUGGAUGAGAGAAUCAAACUUGUUACCUUUACAAAAUAAUUUUGAUAAAUUACUCAAAGGAUUUUUGGAGACACCUGGUCGAUUGGUUCAGCCUUCGUACAAUUUUUAUAUAUCCAACUACAUGCUCGCCAAAUUUAACGAACCUCCAUAUACAGGACGUGAUUUACUGACCAUUGAUAUUGUUAGGGGUCGUGAUGUGGGUUUACAACCAUACAAUUACGUCAGACAUUUAUGCGGACUUCCAUUGGCGAAUGAUUUUGAAGACUUAGUAGAUCUGAUUCAUAUAAAAGAUAUAAUGAAACUAAAAGAACUUUAUAACUCAGUCAAUGACGUUGACUUAAUGGUAGGUAUUUUGUUGGAAAAACAUAGUGACGGUGCAAUUGUGGGGCCCACUGCACGAUGCAUAAUUGCCGAUGGUUUUUAUCGAUUUAAAGCUGGGGACCGAUUUUUCUACGAUGUACAAGGACAGCCCAGCAGUUUUACUGACGGUCAAUUAAAUAUGAUUCAGAAAAUUACUUUUGGCCAUGUUAUUUGUGCUACUUCAAACGUGAACCAUGUACAAAAUGACAUUUUUAAAAUAGUCGACCACAAUUUAUUUCCAACCAGCAAAUUGAGAUGUGAUGAGUACGAUUUGGAUUUUAAAGAAUGGGAAGAAAUAAACGACCAAAUAGAGUUGUGA